This is a messenger RNA of Myotis myotis, 2116 nucleotides long. RefSeq names its product cysteine rich protein 2 (gene CRIP2). The coding region runs from base 1137 to 2096 and encodes 319 amino acids. The transcript is spliced from 7 exons. NCBI's taxonomy places the organism in Eukaryota, Metazoa, Chordata, Mammalia, Chiroptera, Vespertilionidae. The record is from RefSeq and is a predicted model, not a curated record.
GGGGCGCGGGCGCGCGUGGCCCCCGGGAUGAGGCCGGAGUUGGGGGAGCGUCCCGGGUCCCGGGCGCGUCGCGGUCUCGGGAGGCGCCGAGCGGAGCGCGGGUCAGGCGGGCCCCGUGCUCGGAGCGCCUCCCUCGCUCUCCGACUUUCUGGGACCUUUCCCGCGCACCCCGCUUCGCCCACCCGCGCACACAUGACAUGGCCCGGCCGGCGUGGCCCCAGAGAACCCCCACCCUCACUCUGGCCUCAGCCCACGCUGGGCCGGGGCAGAUCCGGGCUCGCUCUGGACUCGGGCCACGCGGGGGCGGCCUUGGCCUCUUCCCCCGCGUGUCCCAACCUGCUUCCUUGGUGCGAGUCCCCCAGGACUUCCCCACGGGCGGAGCGGGGCACGAGCGAGUUCCCCUGACCGCCCCCCGGUCAGAACAGCCCAGGACAGAAGCGGGCAGAGGGGCGGGGGUUGGCGCUCUCCCAUCCCCGCUCCGCCCCUCCCACCCGCCUGCGAAGAGGGGAGACCUGGCCAGAAGGCAGGAUGGCCAGACGGGUGGGGACAGACAAGGGCCCCUUUCCUGGUCACCCUGGAGCAGUGGUCAGGGGCCAGGGUGGGGACAGGCCGAGUGAGGGAAGCCUCCUGGCCUCCCUGCUGACGGCCCGGGGCCGGAGGAGGCGGCGGCCAGCGGUUGUUUGCUGUUCCCAGAGGGAGGGACCGGAUUUGGCCUGGAGAGCCGCUGGCCUGGCCGGGAGCCGAGGGGCUUCCUGCCGCCGCCGCCUCCCAGGAGCCCUCAGCCCUCGGUCCACCCCAGCGAGGGCUCCUGCCGGGGGUGCAGGGCAGGAGACAGCCCCCGGGUCCUCCUGCCCACCCUGCUGCCAGGUUUGCCCCCAGCUGCCCUCCCGCUGGGUGGACAGUCCUGUAGAUGAGGCGGAAAAAUGCGCUGCCAGCCUGGGCGGCUGGGCUCCUAGCAGGAAACAAAGGCGCUCAGACCCGCUGGCGGCUGUCCUGGCCGGAGGCGCUGGCGGCGGAGGGGGGGCGGGAUCCUGCCCACCGCCCAGCAGGCUGCGCCCCAGCACCCUCUCCUCAGUAGCCGACACCUGAGUGUGAGCAGAGUGGGACGGGGAUACUGUGCCUUUGUGUCCCCAACAAUGGUGCGGCCAGCUGAGAAGGUGAGCUCGCUGGGCAAGGACUGGCACAAGUUCUGCCUGAAGUGUGAGCGCUGCAGCAAGACGCUGACGCCCGGGGGCCAUGCCGAGCAUGACGGGAAGCCGUUCUGCCACAAGCCCUGCUAUGCCACGCUGUUCGGACCCAAAGGUGUGAACAUCGGGGGUGCCGGCUCCUACAUCUACGAGAAGCCCGCUGUAGAGGGCCCACAGGUCACUGGCCCCAUCGAGGUGCCCGUGGCCCGAGCGGAGGAGCGGAAGGCGAGUGGCCCCCCAAAGGGGCCCAGCAAAGCCUCCAGCGUCACCACCUUCACUGGGGAGCCCAACAUGUGUCCUCGCUGCAACAAGAGGGUCUACUUCGCACGAUGGCCAGCCCUACUGCCACAAGCCCUGCUACGGAAUCCUCUUCGGACCCAAGGGAGUGAACACUGGAGCUGUGGGCAGCUACAUCUACGACAGGGACCCCGAGGGCAAAGCCCAGCCCUAGGAUCCUGCCUGCCCAGGGCCCACUGCUGGGCCCCGGGGGGACCGUGCCCAGCGGCCCAGUCCUGCCUCAGUUGGUCCGGGCCCAAGUCCGGGGCCUGCGUGUUGGGGGAGGAGGACGCCCACGGGCUUCUCCAGAAGAGGCCGCCACCCAUGUCCCUAGAGGCGCCUGCCUGUGCCCGCACCGCGACCCCCUUGUGUGUCCUUGGGCCUCCCUGCCUGUGCGACCCACGUGUCUUCAUGUCUGUCUCCUGGCCCCGCGUGUCCCCACGGGCCUGGGCGAGCCUCACACUCCCCCUCCUGCUGCCCACGCCUCCCACUGUUAUUUAUCACCCUUGGCCGGGCGGCCACACCACGCCCCGUGUGUCCCCGGACGGGCCCUCUGCUGUCUCCCACGCUCCUCCCAGGCACCGCCCACCACCCUCCCGUGGCUCACACGCAACGCAGACUUUUGCUCAAUAAAAUGUUUGAGGAUCGCUGGA